Molecule: messenger RNA, 1206 nt
Organism: Penicillium canariense
Lineage: Eukaryota; Fungi; Ascomycota; Eurotiomycetes; Eurotiales; Aspergillaceae
Product: RNA-binding protein
Exons: 4
Coding region: 1-1206 (401 amino acids)
Cellular component (GO): ribonucleoprotein complex; cytoplasm; nucleus
Molecular function (GO): mRNA binding
Source: RefSeq, a predicted model, not a curated record
AUGCCGUUGCUUGGUCGAGAAAAGGGCCGAAGCCCGAGAUCUCGCAGAUCGGAUGACGAAUUUGUCGUCUUCCUCCAGGGGAUUCCGGCCCAUUGUCGCUGGCAAGAGCUCAAAGAUCUCGUCCGUCAGACGGCUCUCCAUAUUCGGCAGGCUGUGGUCUAUGAUGACAGCCAUGGCUUCCCGACAGGACUGGGUCAGAUCAUCGUAAAAAAUGAGGAUGAAGCAUGGCGGACUUACCACCGAUUAUCCACCAAUGGGUGGGAAGGCCAGAGCUUGGUUGUGACACUGGCGCGCACCAGCGCUCCCACGAAGCCUAUUGCUGGACCUACCAGGAGUCCACCGGCAAUGAUCCAAGGCUACAUGUCAGGUCAUUCCACACCACCCCGGUCUCAGGGCAACAUGACCAUGCCUCCGUCGCCCAUCUCACCCGAAUCGGUCCACUCCGGUAGUCCCCCCUACCCAUACCCGGAGUUCGCACCCAUGGGGGCCCCAAUGGCCAUCCCCCAGCAGCCCUACAUGCCCAUGAUGCCAGACCAUCCCAUGCAAUGUGUGACGCCAUCCCCCAUGAUGCACUGCUCGCCGUACGAGGCACCAGGCUGGAACAUGAUGCCCAUGUACCCGAUCUCGCCGGUUCAGCCCCUCCCCGACCAUGCAGGAGACCACUAUCCGCGCUAUCACCCCCGUAAGCCCUGGGCUUCCCACCCAACAUCCGACUCCCCGGUUCCAGACCUCACCCAGCGAGCCGUCUAUAUUGAAAACCUAAGCGCAGCAACUACCACAUCCGAUUUGAAGAGCCUCCUCCAAGGCGCCGGUACCGUCGAACAGUGCAACCUAACAGUGACCUCUGAGGCCUACGACACCCAAGCCCAAACGCACGCUUCCGCAAUCAUGCUCAGCGUGGAAGAAGCCAGGCGCGCCGUGACCGCUCUCAACGGCAUGACAUUCAUGGGCGCCCGAAUCCGCGUCAAGAUGGAGCAACCGCCCAAUAUGGCACGCAGUGGAAGCUGGGAUGGCACCGUGACGCAGGACGAGCCCGAUCUGAUGGAUCCAGCAGCCAGCGAGAAGAGUUCUGAGUGCAGUGGCUGUGGGCAGGAUGUCCUGUUCAAGAGCCACAAGCAGGUGGAUCCGCACAAGCCGCUUGUGGUUGAUGGGAGCGGUCUGCAGAAGAAGUCAUUAGAGUUGUUGUCGACGUCGGCACCGACGUAG